AUUUCUGGGUUGGGGAAGAGGAAAGGAAAGUGGAAAAAAACUGAGAACUUCCUGAUCUCUCUUGCUGUGAGACAUGUCUGAGACUCCUGUUCAGUGUACCAUUAAGCAGGAGAGAAUUUCCUACACCCCUCCAGAGAGCCCAGUGCCAAAUUAUACUUCUUCCUCAACUCCUCUUCAUGUUCCAGUGCCUCAAGCCAUCAGGAUGGAGGAGGACUCUAUCAGACUGCCGGCACAUCUGCGUUUGCAGCCAGUUUACUGGAGCAGGGAUGACGUAGCCCAAUGGCUUAAGUGGGCUGAAAAUGAAUUUUCUCUAAGGCCAAUUGACAGCAACACAUUUGAAAUGAAUGGAAAAGCUCUCCUGCUGCUGACCAAAGAGGACUUUCGAUAUAGGUCUCCUCAUUCAGGUGAUGUGCUCUAUGAACUUCUUCAGCAUAUUCUGAAGCAAAGGAAGCCACGAAUUCUCUUCUCACCAUUCUUUCACCCAGGAAACUCUCUUCAAACACAGCCAGAGGUCAUGUUGCACCAAAACCAUGAUGAAGAUAAUUGUAUCCAGAGAUCUUCAAGGCCACCAGUGGAAAAUAUGCACCACAAUCCUCCUACCAUUGAACUCUUGCAUCGUUCCAGGUCGCCCAUCACCACCAACCACCGGCCUUCGCCAGACCCCGACCAGCGGCCCAUCCGGUCCCCGCUGGACAACAUGAUCCGCCGGCUGUCCCCGUCUGAGCGGAUCCCGGGCCCAAGGCUUCACCAGGAGAAUAACCACCAGGAGUCCUACCCUCUGUCAGUGUCUCCCAUGGAGAACAACCACUGCCCACCCUCGUCCGAAGCCCACCCCAAGCCGUCCAGCCCUCGGCAAGAGAACACUCGGGUCAUCCAGCUGAUGCCCAGCCCCAUCAUGCACCCUUUGAUACUGAACCCCCGGCACUCGGUGGAUUUCAAACAGUCCAGGCUGUCGGAGGACGGACUCCAUAGGGAAGGGAAGCCCAUCAACCUGUCGCACCGGGAAGACUUGGCGUACAUGAACCACAUCAUGGUGUCUGUCUCCCCGCCCGAGGAGCACGCCAUGCCCAUCGGGAGAAUAGCAGAUUGCAGGCUGCUCUGGGACUAUGUCUAUCAGUUGCUUUCUGACAGCCGGUACGAAAAUUUUAUCCGAUGGGAGGACAAAGAAUCCAAAAUAUUCCGGAUAGUGGAUCCCAACGGACUGGCUCGACUAUGGGGAAAUCACAAGAACAGAACAAACAUGACCUAUGAGAAAAUGUCCCGAGCCCUUCGCCACUACUACAAACUCAACAUUAUCAGGAAGGAGCCAGGACAAAGGCUUUUGUUCAGGUUCAUGAAAACCCCAGACGAAAUCAUGAGUGGCCGAACAGACCGCCUUGAACACCUUGAGUCCCAAGAGUUGGAUGAACAAAUGUACCAGGAGGAUGAGUGCUGAAGGAACCAAGGAUCACCUCGGGAUGGAUCAAUGAAAAGGAAAACCAUCCAGCUGGAGUGCUGGAGGUGUGUGGGGGCAGGGUGAAUUGAGGGAAAGCAAAAAGGAAGAAACACAGAAUUGGGAGUUGAGCAGACCAGAAAGGACCCCAGAGCACCUUAGAUAAAGCACCUGCAGCAGCUGGGCUGGUGUUCUGGUAGAGGACCCAGAGCCUGGGACUUAUGUACUAUUUCACUCUCCUUUGGGGAUCUCCCUUGGCCUGUAAUUCCUCGUCCCCACCCCUUUGCCCAUUGUUAGUUUCUGGGUUUGGGGGUUGUUGCUGUUUUUUUAUGAACAUGCAGUUUGACUUUUUCAUAAUUCAUAUAGGGCAAGAUGACAGUUUGCUUUCCUAUGGAAAUAUAUAUAUAUCGAUUAUAUUUUUUUUUUGCAAGUCUCACAAAUCAUGGCAUAAAAAUCCAACCUGACAGGAAAGAGAGUAUGCAAGGUUUCUUUUUUUUUUUUUUUUUUCUACUGUACACAGAAGGUUUGCUUCUGUUGCUCUUGUGUCCUGGCUGCUGGAGGGUGGGGGAAAAAAACUUACUUUAAAAGAAAAAAAUUUUGAAAAGGGGCACUCACUCUUACUUUUUUCCCUUUCCUUCUUUCCUUCCUGUCUGCCUUUGAUCUUUGGACAUCUUUCAGCAUAGUUCAGCGUAGCCUAACAUCUUGGGAAUUUCUGGUCUGUGAAAUAAAGCCAGUGAUCUAAGUGGUAAAAAGUAAAGGAAAAAAAAAAAAGUACCAGCAUUUGGCCACCCAUCUUAAAUAUGCCUUCCGGAGGUUAGGAAUUCUACAGGUGUAUUUCCAAAGGAUAUAUUCUAGGUCCAAAAAACAAAGAACAAUACAGCAUUGGAGAAGGGCACUCACCUAUUUGUCCUUCCAGAUACCACUCCCAAGUUGCCCAAGAUGUCUACAAGCAUUAGGAUUCUGUAUAACACUGAAGAGCAAAAAUAUGAUUAAAAAAACAAACAAACCCAGGAACUUAAUGAAAAAUAUCUUGUAAAGUAGAGAACGUACAGAGAGGAGAGGUUGUAAGGAAACGCCUUGUUCUUCUUGCCCCAUCCUGGGCAUCAUCUUGCCAACAGUUCCAUACCCUAUCUUAUUUUUCCCGUUAUUCAGAGAUUUUUAUUAAUGAUUUCAUAGUGUCUUUUAACCUGUUUUUCCUAUUUGAAUUAGAGCAUUUGAGAUGAAAGGAACUUCCAGGCAGCACUAGCUGCCAGCAAUGAUCUUCUUCUCUUCCCUUUUGGGAUACAUAGUCAGCCCUUCCUUCCUUCCUUUUUAAUGAAUGGGAUAUCUGAACUUGGGACAGGGCUCAUUUAUCAGUCUGUUUCUCUUGGAAAUUAAGUCAGUAAUCUUUUAAGGUGAGGACUGUCUCACCUUUUGAUACUCCAGUUACUAAUAACAGAUGUUUUUUAAAGAAAUGCUAAGGGCAUUUUUGAUUUUCUAGGCAUUUAGAAUUGAAUUCAAUUCAAUUUACUUUUAUUAAGCACCUACUAUGUGCAAGACAUUGUGCUAGGUACUGUGGAUACAAAGACAAACUAAGCUUUACCUUCAAAGAACUUACAUUCUAUUGAGUUUAUCUUAUAAAGGUUAAGCUUUCCAGAAUGAGGGACACAGGCUUUUCUAUCCCCUUCUUCCCCCAUCACAAAUUAAAAAAAGGAAAAAAAAAAAGGCUUCAUUAUUCUCAAGAAUUAUAUCAUUUCUGUGGACUUACUUGUUUUGGGCAGUGCUCUCAUAGCUACAUCAGUGACAGUAGGUGCAGCUGCUAUCUCUAUUUUAGGCACCUGGAAUAUCUGGGCUUUCUCCUCAAACCCCUCCUGCCUUUCCCCACCUUUCCUGCUAGUCAAGUGUGUUCAGGACAUAAGCGUACAGGGUAACAGAAAUCUCUCUUUGGACAAUUCCUAAUAGGGGAACCCAUUGAGUGGACAAAUAUCAAGACAGAUAUUAAGAGCUGACAACAAAUUUAUCUUACAUGUUACUUUGCCUCUAAACACGUCCUAGGUCAAUGCAAAAUCAAAUGACAGCUUUCCCACUUCCAGAAUGAUUAUAUAGGCGUGUAGGCAGGUAGACUUCCUGUCUGUCAAUACAGCAACAUAAAACACUUGGGGUUUUUUUUUGCUGCUUUACUAAAGAUAAAAUGCCAUAUAGUAGUUCACCCCAACAUGGUUCAAGUGCAUACAGAUCUUUUAAGCUUGCUUAGAAGCAACAGCCAGAAAUUUUUCACCCUCGAAGACAAUUGAUAAUGGAGCUCAAAGGAUUAAAUUGAGCCAGGAACUGUACUUAAUAUAUUGUGAAAAUAAUUCAUAUUUUUAAAGACAAGAGAAAAGGCAGAAAUUUUUAUCCAAAGGCAAUAUUUUAUGGCUCUGAAACGGAAAGAAAAUCCUGCUUCUUUGAUUUGGGACAUUAGGUUCUGAUCACUCCAAUCAGAGACAAAUAUUGAGUCUUUUCUUAUCCAAGUGGACAUGUGGCAGAAUUAAAGAGGAAAAGUUCUCUUUUCCUUAAUGCUUUUAUAUUUUCUUGCAUUCUCUGUGGAAAUGCAAAAUGAUAACCAUGUUGAAGAAAUGGCAAAAAGUAUCCAUUUCUGCAUAAUCUCCUUUUGUUGUUUUUUCAUAAUCUGUUAUUAAUCCAGAUGUUUUAUGUAACACUUUUUCCUAAAUGUAGCUGCUAAUUAUGUUCACCCCACAAAUUCCAGCUGAUGGUAUGCUCUAUAAAGAAAGAAAUAGAAUGUUUGAAACCCACUGCAAGUACAGUAUUCACCUGCUCCUACCCUUAAAGGCUUUCUGAUUUUGUGGACGGAAUCUAACUGGUAUGAAAUUAUCUGUCAUUUCUCCCCUACUAGAUGAUACCAGUUAUCAAAUUGUCACGUUGGGCCAAACUUAUUUAACACUGUAAAUAGUUCUGUUCUUGCCUUUCUGCCAUCCCAUGGGGAUUUUUGGCCUGCAAAGGAAGAAAAGAAAAGUAUAGAGGUGAGAGCUACAUGAAAAGAUGUUUCUCCUCUAGUUGAAUCCAAGAAUCUGAGAAUUGAAAUAGCCCAGCCUGUCUCUGACCAAAAAUCCCCCUCUAAUGUCUUAAAAAAUGAAUUGUCUAUUCUCUACCUGAAAGCCUCCAAUAAAGGAGAACCUGCCAUCUCAGUCUCUUACCCACUGUAGGUUCUAAUUUGUCUAGACCCUGUUGUGAACCAAUAGAAAACAAUUAGAUGCUUGUCCGUGUGACAUCAAUCAAUGUUAAAUACUGGUUAUGUGCUAGGUACUGUGCUAACCACUUGAGAUACUAAAAGAAACAAGACAGUCCCUACCCUUAAGGAGUUUAUAAUCUACUCUCUGCUAAUCAUUUUUAUUCCAAUUUUCCCAUUCGCUUGAAGGAAGAAAAAACGAAAGGCAAGUAAGAAAUUGAACAAUUCCCUUUUUUUCACUCUCACCUAUUAAUCAUUCCCACCUUUCUCAGUGUCCUUCCUUUCUCUUACUCCCAAUACGGCUUUUGUUAUUAUUUUCUUUAGUAUUUAUUAUCAAUAUUAGUUCAUUCUGGGCCCUAUGAUUCUGUCAGUUCUUAUAGGAUUGUCUUUUUCAGGUUCAUGCUACUCUGUCAUAUUCAUAGUCAAAUUAAUUACUCUUUCUUCCAUGUUGCAUAUGCCUUCUAAAAAUCUUAAUUAGUCACUUAUUAGUAUAUCCAUGUCAGUUUCUUUUAGAAGCCUGCCAUUUUCUUUCCCGUCAGAAAUAGAUCUGCCUCAUCCUCAAAAUUCCAUUCUUGAGAAUUUUCUAUCCCCCUUGAGUCAACUUUCUUAACAAAAUAUUAGGCCAUUGGAUCUGGACUUUUUGAAAUAUCAUAUCCCCAGAUGUGUUUGGGUGUUUAUUAUAUCUCUGCUUGGCUUUUCUUACCCAUCACUUCACACUUUAUUACAAACUUUCCCCCAAAGUUAUGCUUUAUAUUGCAUUUCUUUCAUCAAUUAAUUCCUCUUUGUUGAUCAGAAUGGCCCAAGAAGGCAGUUCCCCCUUGUUGCUUCUCCACCUUUUGAAAGAUAAACUUAAUUGUCAAGACAAGCUACAACUUAUCAGUUGCUCUCCUCUCAGCAGUAGGAUGCCAGCAGGUGUCUAGAUUGUUAAAGACACCUUUAUUCAAUUUGUCUUUGUAUUUCAAAACAGUACUAUUCCAAAACAGUACUUCUCUAUCUGUCCCUCUAUUGAUUGUUACUCAUAUGUUCUCUACAAUGACUCCCCCCUUUUAACAUUCUUGGAUUUCCCUUGUGAAUAUAACUUCCUAAUAUGCAGUGCGGUUCCACUUUCCCCAUGAUCUGUUCUGCUUUUUUUUGAAUAAAGUAUGCCCUUCCAGAGCCACGAUCCAGUCAUGAAUCUCAUCCCACUCAAUUCCAAUGGAACUGGUAAGGUAAAAUUGGCCUCCCUAGCCCAGCCUAGCCAUAGGACUUCUAAUUUUCAUCCUGCACUUCUCUAACACCCUAUGUUCUUGACAUCUUUAUU
Molecule: messenger RNA, 5937 nt
Organism: Antechinus flavipes (yellow-footed antechinus)
Lineage: Eukaryota; Metazoa; Chordata; Mammalia; Dasyuromorphia; Dasyuridae
Gene: ETV6
Product: ETS variant transcription factor 6
Exons: 8
Coding region: 74-1435 (453 amino acids)
Biological process (GO): cell differentiation; regulation of transcription by RNA polymerase II
Cellular component (GO): nucleus
Molecular function (GO): sequence-specific DNA binding; DNA-binding transcription factor activity, RNA polymerase II-specific
Source: RefSeq, a predicted model, not a curated record